UCUUCAACUAUACAUAAAUAUAAAUCUGUUUAUUGGUGAAAGUGUAGCAAGUGACCCCGGGAGAAGAAUUUCAAGUUCAAUUUUAUUGCUAAAAAAGGAGAAAGAUUUUGCUUGUUUUUGAAAUACAAAGUGCAAUGGAAGGAAUUGAAGAUUUAUCUCAGUACACAGCAGAAGCUCUUAAACAUAUGGACAGAUUCAAUCCGACAGUCGACAAGUUCCCUAUAUGGCUAAAUAAAUUUGAAACUGGAGUCUUUUUACUUGGAGUGAAAGAUGAAGAAAAGGUUCCUUUCUUAAUAGAUAUAAUACAAAUAAUUCCUUAUAAAAUACUUAAAAUUCGCUGCGGUUCUGAUAACCCCUUGGAUUUUCCAUACUCAGUAUUAACAUAUAAGUUAACGGAAGAUUACUCCGGGCGUGAAAGCUGUUCUUUGGCAAUGUAUCGUUUUUUCAAUCGAGAUCAAAUGCCUGAAGAAACUGUGUCUCAGUAUGUUCUCGCUUUAAAAAUUCUAGUGAUUACAUGCUGUUUUCACAAUCAGGAAAAAGCUCAGAUGUUUAAAAAGUUUAGCACUGGGUUAAAAAGUCAAAAAGCUAGAAAUACGAUCAAAAAAUUACAAAUCGAUGAAACAUCAGAAAAAGUGUAUGAAGAAUUGUUUGAAUGUGCUUUAGCAAUCGCCCUGGAAUGCGAACGUAUAGAGACGCAACAAUGGAUUUACAAUUAAUUGAAAGUGGUAUAUUAUGACCUGAAAUUGACUACAAAUAACCAGAAAUUAAAAAAAAAAU
Messenger RNA from Polistes canadensis, 777 nucleotides. RefSeq lists its product as uncharacterized. The record is from RefSeq and is a predicted model, not a curated record. NCBI's taxonomy places the organism in Eukaryota, Metazoa, Arthropoda, Insecta, Hymenoptera, Vespidae. The coding region runs from base 135 to 716 and encodes 193 amino acids. The transcript has 2 exons.